ACGACCGUGUGUAUACAAAAACACAACACAAAACGAACGAAAAUAUCCAAUAAAAGUGUAAAAUAUCCACACAGUCGGAGCCAUCGAAAAUAUAACAAAAAAAACUUACCCAACGAGUUCCAUCAAAUGGCGAAAGGAAAUUAUCGAGCCUAAGUUUUAUAUUUAUAGAUUAAACAAAUCUCACCGACGACCCUGGACAAUCCUCGAAAACACACCGGCGAAAGGUGAAGAUCGUCUCGAACCCUCAUCAGCUGGGAAAGAGCAAUCCUCCAUCAACAAUAACAGCAAGUGGGCUCUCCAUCGGAGAAAAUUAUAUAAUGGACACAUUUUUUGUGGCCAUAUCAUUAUUCCGUCGUCGAAAAUAUGAUGAGUGCAUCGAGGUGUGCAACGGACUACUGCAGAAUAAUGCCCUUCAUCAAGGUCCUUGGGAGCUGAAGAUGCGAUCUAUGACCCAGCGAGUGUACAUCGACGAUAUCGAGGCGGACGAUGAUGUUGCAGAGGAUAUUUUGGACACGCACACCAUUGCAACUGCACCACGGCCCGGUACCUCGAUCCGGACUGCGGCGGCCCUGGCCGGUUCAACUGCAGCAGGAAAGGCAACGGCAGCUGGGGCAAGACCUCGCACCGGGACCGGCAGACCAAUUACCGGCAUCUCUCGACCGGGAACGCUUUCCCUUCAACGACCCGGAUCCACUUUGGGCAAUAAAACGGCCAUGAAAACCGCAAGAACGGCCGGAUCAGCCAGAAAUAUACGGCUGGGAUCGGCUUCGAUGUUUGCUGUUGGCGACCCGACUGGGCCACUAUUUCACGUUUCCCGGCUUCAUCCGGACAAGUACGCUGACAAGGAUUGCCUUUCGAAGCCACUGUUCCAGUAUCUGUACUAUCACGAGGGCGAAAUCCGCAAGGCGAUGGCCCUUUGUGAUGCUGUGCUUAAUCUGAAGCGAACUGAAGCCGGCUGGUGGUGGAAUACCCAGAAGGCUCGCUGUCUGAUUGCUACUGGAAGUCCCCGGGAGGCGGAACCUUAUCUUCGGGUUGCCCUGGCGCAAAUGUAUCAUCCCGAUACCGUGCUGCUUCUAGCGAGGAUCUACAUUAAAAUUGAUCAACCUACGGCGGCCCUGGAAGUUUGCAAGUACGGACUUGAGCGAUUGCCGAAUGAUGUCACACUGCUAACGCAACAGGCCCGGGUUCUAGAGCUGGUGGGAAAUCUAACGGCCUCGGUCCGCCGCUACCGGCAAAUAUCCCAAUGGGAUCCGAUGAACACGGAAGCGCUGGCCUGCAUAGCCGUGAGCUACUUCUAUGGGAACCAACCGGAAACGGCAUUGCUGUACUAUCGCAGAAUUUUGUCAAUGGGGGCGCACAGUGCCGAACUUUAUUGCAACAUCGGACUGUGCUGUCUGUACGGAGGUCAGCUGGACUUGGUGUUCCCCUGCUUUCAGCGAGCAAUCCGGAUGGCAACGACGCCGGAACUGAAGGCUGACAUUUGGUACAAUUUGAGCUUCGUUGCAAUGACGACCGGAGAUCAGCACCUAGCCAGGCGUUGUUUGCGAUUGUGCAUCGCUACUAAUGGUUCUCACGGGGCGGCACUCAACAAUAUGGCCGUUAUGGUAGCCCGACAGAAGCAGUUCUCCAAAGCCAAAUCUUACCUGAUGGCAGCCAAGGGAGCCUUACGGAAUUGUGAAGAAAUUCAAAACAAUCUGGAAUACAUUGAAAAUUUUGAAUAA
Molecule: messenger RNA, 1721 nt
Organism: Uranotaenia lowii
Lineage: Eukaryota; Metazoa; Arthropoda; Insecta; Diptera; Culicidae
Gene: BBS8
Product: tetratricopeptide repeat protein 8
Exons: 5
Coding region: 318-1721 (467 amino acids)
Biological process (GO): non-motile cilium assembly
Cellular component (GO): non-motile cilium; ciliary basal body; BBSome
Molecular function (GO): protein binding
Source: RefSeq, a predicted model, not a curated record